UUCACUUCCCGGUUCAGUUUUGUGAGGGAGAGUCUAUAUGAUUGUUUGUUCCCAAAUCUCUCCUCCCUUCUUCCGCCUCUCUCCCUCUCCUCUCUCAACUAUGUAAACCUCAAAGAACAAAACAAAGCCAAACAAAGCAAAGACACAUAAACAAUCCUCUAGGGUUUUUCCAACUCUCAAUCUCUUCAAUUAUACGCUCUCAGAUUCCCACAAAACACCCACACAUACUCUCUCUCUCUCUCCCUCGAAUUCCAUCACUUCCCUAUGUCUAAAUUAAGCAGUGGAGACCAAUUGGAGAUUAUGGAGGAUAUUACUAUCUUGAGCAAAGUUAUCUAACAAGUGUUAUUGCAAUGCACCGCGUGGGUAGUGCAGGGAACAAUUCCAAUUCUGUUCGGCCACGCAAGGAGAAGAGGCUCACUUAUGUACUGAGUGAUGCUGAUGAUACAAAGCAUUGUGCUGGCAUUAAUUGCUUGGCUGUGUUAAAGUCAUCUGUAUCUGAUGGAAGCGAUUACCUCUUCACUGGGAGUCGUGAUGGCACACUGAAGAGAUGGGUAUUGGCUGAAGAUUCUGCUACAUGCUCUGCUACAUUUGAGUCGCAUGUUGAUUGGGUAAAUGAUGCUGUCCUUGUUGGUGAUAGCACACUUGUCUCCUGCUCUUCAGACACCACUCUCAAGACUUGGAGUUGCUUGUCCGAUGGAAUUUGUACCAGGACUCUUCGACAGCACUCUGAUUAUGUUACUUGUCUUGCUGCAGCAGAAAAAAAUAGCAAUAUUGUUGCCUCUGGUGGCCUUGGUGGGGAGGUUUUCAUAUGGGAUCUCGAAGCUGCACUUGCUCCAGUCUCAAAAUCAAAUGAUGCAAUGGAAGAUGAUUGUUCAAAUGGUGUCAGUGGUUCUGGUAAUCCAUUGCCUAUGACAAGUUUACGCACCAUUAGCUCAAGCAACAGCAUAACUAUGCAUACAACUCAGUCCCAUGGAUAUGUACCAAUUGGUGCCAAAGGCCAUAAGGAGUCAGUUUAUGCAUUGGCAAUGAAUGAGACUGGAACUAUUCUUGUCUCUGGUGGAACUGAAAAGGUUGUUCGCGUUUGGGAUCCAAGAACUGGUUCAAAGACUAUGAAGCUAAGAGGGCACACUGAUAAUAUCAGGGCUCUGCUUUUGGAUUCUUCUGGCAGGUUUUGCUUAUCUGGAUCCUCUGAUUCUAUGAUCAGACUAUGGGACCUUGGUCAGCAGCGUUGUGUGCAUUCAUAUGCUGUGCAUACAGAUUCUGUUUGGGCACUUGCCAGCACCCCAACAUUUGGCCAUGUUUAUAGUGGUGGGAGGGAUCUAUCUUUAUACUUGACAGACUUGGCAACAAGAGAGAGUCUUUUGCUUUGCUCAAAGGAGCAUCCCAUUUUGCAAUUGGCAUUGCAUGAUGAUAGCAUAUGGGUUGCAACAACAGAUUCUUCAGUUCAUAGAUGGCCUGCUGAAGGACACAAUCCUCAAAAGGUCUUCCAAAGAGGUGGUUCAUUUUUAGCUGGAAACCUGUCCUUUUCGAGGGCAAGGAUUUCUUUAGAAGGAUCCACCCUGGUUCCUGUCUACAAAGAACCGACCUUAAGCAUUCCUGGAACUCCAGCAAUAGUUCAGCAUGAAAUUUUAAAUAAUAGAAGGCAUGUCCUGACUAAGGAUACUGCUGGUUCAGUGAAGCUAUGGGAGAUCACAAGGGGUGUUGUAGUUGAGGACUAUGGAAAGGUGUCAUUUGAGGAGAAAAAGGAAAAGUUAUUUGAAAUGGUAAGCAUUCCUGGGUGGUUCACUGUAGAUUCAAGGCUUGGAAGCUUGUCUGUUCAUUUGGACACACCACAGUGCUUUUCUGCAGAGAUGUAUUCUGCAGAUCUUAACAUAGCUGGAAAACCUGAAGAUGAUAAGGUUAAUCUAGCUCGUGAAACCCUUAAAGGUCUAUUGGCCCAUUGGUUGGCCAAACGAAGGCAAAGACUGGGAUCUCAAUCUUCAGCUAAUGGGGAUGUUUUGUCUGGGAAAGAUAUUACUCCCAGAAGUCUUGCCCAUUCCAGAAUUGAGGUAGAUGGUAGUGCUGAAAAUGAUUCCAUGGUGUAUCCUCCAUUCGAAUUUUCAACAGUUUCCCCUCCUUCAAUUAUCACUGAAGGCUCUCAAGGAGGCCCAUGGAGAAAGAAAGUUACUGAUUUUGAUGGAACUGAGGAUGAAAAGGACUUCCCUUGGUGGUGUAUAGAUUGCGUACAGCAUAAUCGCCUCCCUCCAAGAGAAAAUACCAAGUGCAGCUUUUAUCUGCAUCCUUGCGAAGGCUCAGCUGUCCAGAUCCUCACACAAGGCAAACUAAGUGCACCCCGCAUACUGAGAAUACAUAAAGUUGUCAAUUAUGUCAUAGAAAAGAUGGUCCUUGACAAACCACUGGAUAAUCCAGAUGGAAAUUUUGCUCCUGGACUCGGUGGAGGACAGUUGCAGCAUUCUGCCGUAGGAGAUGGAUCCUAUCGACCUGGACUGAAGCCUUGGCAAAAGCUUAGGCCUUCCAUAGAGAUUACAUGCAACAAUCAGGUCUUGUCAACAGACAUGAGCUUAGCCACAGUGAGAGCUUACAUAUGGAAGAAACCUGAGGAUCUGGUCCUUAACUACAGAGUGGUUCAGGGAAGGUGACUCCAUACAACUUUUGGGAGGAGAUGGGACUCGGCUCAUGAUGAUGGAAAUCUUGUGCUUGUGUAAAAUAUUGGGGGAAUACAUUGGUUCUUCAGGGGUGCUCAGCAUGAUCAGUCAUAUAAUGAUCUGUGUAAAUUUCGAAAACCAAUUGAUUUCUGGCCAUUCUCCAAACUAGCUGAGAAGAUCUUGGAUAGUGUUUUCCUUUAUUGGACAGAUGGUAUAUAACUUUUGAACUUCGUCUAGCCAUCAUGCAGCUAUUUUUGAUGGAUGUAGACCUAUAGGGCAAGUCUGCAUGAGGCAAUAGAAGGGUUUGUUACUGUUGAGAAUUAAUGGCAAGGAGUGUGCUAGAGGGUGCCAAAAUAGAGUUAUGAUGUCGAAAGUUUGUAGAUUUGUAUUGUUGGGUACGAUACAUAGCCAUAGAAAGUGUUAUUAAGGUUUUUCUUUUAUUUUUUUAAUGUUCGUUUCCCCCUUUUUGCGGAAAUAAUACAAUUCCCAUUCAUUUUGAACUA
This is a messenger RNA of Hevea brasiliensis (rubber tree), 3148 nucleotides long. RefSeq lists its product as uncharacterized. The record is from RefSeq and is a predicted model, not a curated record. NCBI's taxonomy places the organism in Eukaryota, Viridiplantae, Streptophyta, Magnoliopsida, Malpighiales, Euphorbiaceae. The transcript is spliced from 20 exons. Gene Ontology annotation, biological process: double-strand break repair via homologous recombination; protein deubiquitination. Gene Ontology annotation, molecular function: ubiquitin binding. Bases 351 to 2639 code for a protein of 762 amino acids.